CUUCUUCCUCAUUUCGACGAACGCGAGUUUGUACACUUUUUUUCUUGUUUCAGUCAGAUCUGAGGCGAUGGCUUCCGGUACGGCGUCGUAUUGGUGUUACCGGUGCAACCGAUUCGUUCGUGCUUGGGUUCAAGACACCAUCUCUUGUCCUUACUGUGACGGUGGAUUUGUUGAAGCAAUCGAAACCGCGUCUUCUCUCCCGGCGGCGAAUCUCCACCGUCGAUUCUCGCCGUCUGCGAUUCACACUUUGGAUCAAGAUCCGUUUCAGUCUCCUCGCUUGAGCACCCGGCGAAGUCGCCGUAGACUUGGGGAUCGGUCGACUUUUAACCCUGUUGUUGUUCUUCGUGGUUCUGCUGACGGCGGCGAUGAGGGCGGCGGUGGUGGGGAGAAUAAUAGCUUCGAUAUUUACUAUGACGAUGGUGCUGGGUCUGGUCUUCGUCCGGUUCCGGCGACGAUGUCGGAGUUUCUGAUGGGGACUGGAUUUGAUCGGUUGUUGGAGCAGUUGGCUCAACUGGAGAUCAACGGGUUUGGCAGAUCUGAAAAUCCGCCGGCUUCGAAAGCAGCGGUGGAAUCAAUGCCGACGAUUGAGAUUUUGGAAAGUCACGUGGAUUCAGAUUCGCACUGUGCAGUUUGUAAAGAGGCGUUUGUAAUAGGAACCGAAGCCCGAGAAAUGCCCUGUAAGCACAUAUAUCACUCCGAUUGCAUAAUCCCUUGGCUUUCGAUGAGAAAUUCCUGUCCGGUCUGCCGACACGAACUGCCAUCGGAACGCGUAUCUCCAGCCGGCGGGGUUUCAGAUCGCGUUGUCGACGAAGAGACCGUAGGGUUAACAAUCUGGAGACUCCCUGGCGGUGGAUUCGCCGUUGGCCGAUUCACCGGCGGUAGACUGACCGGCGAGAGAGAUCCACCAGCGGUCUACACCGAAAUGGACGGUGGAUUCAAUGCCAACGGAGUUCCGAGAAGGGUCUCGUGGGCUUCGAGAAGAAGCAGGGGAAGGGAAAACCGAGGAAUCGGACGAACAUUCCGUAACAUCUUUUCUUUUUUCGGAAGAUUAAGGUCGUCGAAUUCAUCUUCUUCUUUGGCUUCGAAUGAAACGGAAUCUGUUAGUAGAAGCCAUAGCCGUUCGAGCUCUUCAGUCUUCAGCAGAUACUUGCGAAGGCCAAACAGAACUUGGCUGGAGAAUCAUACUGAAAAUGGCCGAUGGUGAUUCUUCCCAAUUCCAUAAAUACAAUUACUCUGCUAUGCAUUAUUCUUUUUGAUCUGUUCAUUACAUUUAUUGAACAAUAUCUUUAGAAAUCAAACUAGAUUAUGUAUAUACAGCUCUUGAUUUGGCAAAACAACGAAUGCCUUCUGUUCUGUUUCUGAAACUUGAUCAUCUUGCUCCCAUUAGCUCC
Messenger RNA from Cucurbita maxima (winter squash), 1391 nucleotides. Its product is annotated as E3 ubiquitin-protein ligase RDUF2-like. Gene Ontology annotation, cellular component: cytoplasm. Gene Ontology annotation, molecular function: ubiquitin protein ligase activity. Gene Ontology annotation, biological process: protein ubiquitination. Bases 68 to 1204 code for a protein of 378 amino acids. The record is from RefSeq and is a predicted model, not a curated record. The transcript has a single exon. Lineage: Eukaryota; Viridiplantae; Streptophyta; Magnoliopsida; Cucurbitales; Cucurbitaceae.